UUGCUGGUGCGCACCAUUUCAGGGAAGCACGACAACUGGAGGCGCAACUACGUGACCUGCAGAACACGGUGUCUGUGCUUCAAGCUCAGCUGCAGGAGGCAAGGACCAAGAUCAAGACGGAAAUGGUGGGUAAAACCUUUGCCUGGCUCAUCACUCUUGCCCCUGCAGGAGACAUGGAGUUCUAUCCACUGUGGGAAGAGUUCCAGCCGCAUUUGGUGCGCAAGUACAUAGCUGAGGGGACCACACAAGAUGAGUACUACCUCUUCAUGGGCGGGAACAACAAGCGCAUUGAACGGGCGCUGAAGGUGAUUGGCUGCAAACGUGCGAACAUGAACAAGCCGAUCAAGCUCUGGGCGUGGGGUGCUGGUGGCGUCAUUAACAAGGAAAAGUGGUUCCUCUUGAAGGUUGGUGGCAUCAUUCCAACACAGGCGCGUGAUGAGAAGGAGUGGGUCGAGAAGUUUAAACAUCCAAAGUAUGGCUACGACUGGCACUGCUCUGCUCAGGGCCGACCUUUUGCGAAUGCGGGCUUUGAGCUGGCAGUCAAGAAGGCAUUCGUCAGUGCCCGGUGCAACAUGUUUGCAGUUAAGAUUCCUGCAGUCGGCUAUCUGUGCAACGUGGUAAGAAGUCGCUUGUGA
Molecule: messenger RNA, 635 nt
Organism: Closterium sp. Naga37s-1
Lineage: Eukaryota; Viridiplantae; Streptophyta; Zygnematophyceae; Desmidiales; Closteriaceae
Source: the annotation of a GenBank genome assembly